CGGGAAACUGCUCACUUGAGGAUAAAAUACAGAUCCAAGUACAGCGAUGUCUCUCUUUCACCAUGUUAUUGAUCGAGGACUUUCAAAAAGACGUAACGACCAUCGUCGGGGGCUUCCUCUGUCCUCUCUGUUGGAUGGAUUUCAAUGCACUCGACAGGAUGAACAUGUUUCUUAUGGAUCUUCAGCUGCUGCUGUGCCGCCGUUUGGAUGCACGUUUUGCUCUGACCCCCGCCAGCAGAGCUGCCUAGCUGUUGCAAAUGAAGAAGGUCUUUUGUCUAUCUUGAAUGCAGGAGAAAAGCAGAGCUCUAUACUGAAAGAGUGGCAGGCACAUGAUAAUGCAGUUUUCGACAUUGCUUGGGUUCCUGGUGUGAGCAGCUUGGUGACCGCCUCGGGUGACCAGACAGCCCGUCUGUGGGAUGUGAUCACUGGCGACCUGUUGGGAACAUUUAAAGGUCAUCAGUGCAGUCUUAAAUCAGUGGCUUUCCCAAAGCAAGAGAGAGCUGUAUUUAGUACUGGAGGAAGAGAUGGGAACAUAAUGGUCUGGGAUACAAGAUGCAGCAAAAAAGAUGGUUUCUACAGGCAGGUAAAACAGAUCAGUGGUGCCCAUAUGAAACCUGAGAGACACACGCCUCAAACAAAGAAGAGGCGUGGUAUGGCGCCCCCUGUGGACUCCCAGCAGGGUGUAACAGUGGUUCUGUUCUGCGAUGAGAACAAGCUUAUCUCUUCAGGAGCAGUAGAUGGGACCAUUAAAAUGUGGGAUUUGCGGAAGAACUACACUGCAUACUACCAGAAGUCUCUCCCUCUACAGGCCUAUCCAUACCCAGGCUCCUGUACACGCAAACUAGGUUAUUCUGGUCUUUCGCUGGACUCCACUAGCUCCAGGCUUUUCUCCAACUGCACAGAUGACAACAUCUACAUGUUCAAUAUCAGUGGUUUGAAAACAACACCAGUUGCUGUAUUCAGUGGUCACAGUAACUCUUCAUUUUAUGUGAAAUCCAGCGUCAGCCCAGAUGACCAGUUCUUGGCUAGUGGCUCAAGUGACCAUCAUGCUUUCAUAUGGAAGAUUUCAGAACCAAAACAAGCUCCCUUGAUGCUUCAGGGUCAUAGCCAGGAAGUCACUUCAGUGGCCUGGUGCCCCACUGACUUUACCAAGAUUGCUUCUUGCUCCGAUGACAACACCGUUAGGCUCUGGCGCCUGAACUGCAGACCAGAAGAAGGCACCGCAAACAGAGAUGCCAACAUUGUAGGCUGGACACUUCGUAAAAUCCAAUCACCAGCUAGUACACCCGACCUUCACAGCCCUGUUCCACACACUCCUGCCAAAAGUCCCAGGUCAGAGAGGAAUGUCUCUCUGGCUUCACCCCGGCCUGCUGCUUGUGCCCCCACCGGUGCCAAUUUACCCCUCCCAUCAAACACAUCUGCACCUGUGGCCAAACUCAGCAGCCCCAAAAUCACUUCAUCUAUCCAGCAGUGGAUCAGCCGCAGUUGUUCUCCAGGUAACCGUGACACAUCUCCACCUCGUACGGUGCUCCAACCUGUCGUCCAGGGUCCUUCCUCUGAACGGCGUGCCAAGCGACGACUGGACACGGGUGAUGCUGCUGGAUCUGGUUUGGGUGAGGAGAAUGGAGUAUCUGAGUUGUAUCCAGAUAUGAAGAGGAGCAAGAGUUCGGUGAGCUCGCAGAACUGCUCCGAAGAGAAGAGCGACUUAUUCAGUUUGGAAACUGAAGAGAAGUGCCGCUCAACCGUUGAAGCUGGUAAAGAGAACAGCUCUCCAAGAACGACUGAUUGGUUGUCCGUGAUCAGCCAGAGACUUAAAGGAUCAGCUCAGCCCAAAAGUCCCAACAGCAGCAGCAAACGACAGGAUGCUAGAAUACACUGCUCCCCAGCAGCAGUCUCUCCACUUCCCAAGAGAGUCGUCUCCCCUCCACCAGCCCAGAAAGCGUCACCUUCCAGACCUAUGAAAAAAAUCUCUAGCUACUUUAUGAAAAGGACACAAGACUGAUUGUUUGAUCAUCAGACAUCCUGCUGAGAACUCUAUUUUAUGACAAAAAUCUAUUGUUUAAAUUCUAUCCCAUGUUUCCUUGAAAUAUGCGGCCUGUAUUUAUGUAUGUAAUGUUUCGAUUUUUAUCUAGUUUUAUAUUU
This is a messenger RNA of Xyrauchen texanus (razorback sucker), 2142 nucleotides long. It is a transcript of the gene dtl, whose product is annotated as denticleless E3 ubiquitin protein ligase homolog (Drosophila). Gene Ontology annotation, molecular function: protein-macromolecule adaptor activity; protein binding. The transcript is spliced from 15 exons. Bases 47 to 2002 code for a protein of 651 amino acids. Gene Ontology annotation, biological process: proteasome-mediated ubiquitin-dependent protein catabolic process; mitotic G2 DNA damage checkpoint signaling. Gene Ontology annotation, cellular component: nucleus. Lineage: Eukaryota; Metazoa; Chordata; Actinopteri; Cypriniformes; Catostomidae. The record is from RefSeq and is a predicted model, not a curated record.